GCGUUGGACAUGGCGGACGGCUGCGGGAGCGGGCGGGGGCCGCCAUGCCCCGGGGCGGCCGCGGCUCUGCGGCGCUGGGAGCAGCUGAGGCGGCGGGCGACGGCACCGUGGGCCCGCGGGCUGCUGGCCGUGGCCGCCGGGCUCGGGCUCUUCUACGCGGCGCUGCGGGUGCCGCUGCGGCUCCGGGACGGCCUGGCGGCCGUGACUGUGUUCUUAAGCACUUUGACUCCAAAAUUCUACUUUGCCCUCACAGUGACUUCAUCCUUUAUAUCCGGACUGAUAUUUGUAUUUGAGUGGUGGCAUUUCCGAAAAUAUGGCACGUCCUUCAUUGAGCAGGUAUCUGUGAGUCACCUGAGGCCUCUCAUUGGCGGUGGUGUGGAAAACAGCCCUCCAGCACCAGCAGCGUUCUCAGCCGGAGAGAAUGAGGCAAACAGGCAGAACAUGCCAGAAUGCAAGAUGUGGCGAAAUCCUCUUAAUCUUUUCAGAGGGGCAGAAUAUAGCAGAUACAUGUGGGUGACUGGGAAAGAGCCUCUUACCUACUAUGACAUGAAUUUGUCUGCUCAAGAUCAUCAGAACUUUUUCACGUGUGAUACAGACGCCCUUCGGCCUUCAGAUACAGUUAUGCAGAAAGCGUGGCGAGAGAGAAACCCUCAAGCCCGGAUUAAAGCAGCGUAUCAAGCUUUAGAGUUAAACAAUGAUUGUGCCACUGCGUAUGUUCUUCUCGCAGAGGAAGAAGCAACAACUAUUGUAGAUGCUGAGAGGUAUUUUAAGCAGGCUCUGAAAGCAGGAGAGAUGAUUUACAGGAAGUCUCAGAACUGCCAUUCCCAAAGUCCCCAGCACGAAGCACAGCUAAGAAGAGACACCAAUGUACUGGUCUAUGUGAAAAGAAGGCUGGCCAUGUGUGCAAGAAAACUUGGAAGAAUUCGAGAAUCAGUAAAAAUGAUGAGAGAUUUAAUGAAAGAGUUUCCACUUCUCAGCAUGCUGAAUAUUCAUGAAAACCUCCUGGAAGCUUUACUGGAGUUACAGGCUUAUGCAGAUGUCCAGGCAGUUUUAGCAAAGUAUGAUGAUAUCAGUCUUCCAAAAUCGGCGGCGAUAUGUUACACAGCAGCCCUGUUAAAAGCCAGAGCUGUUUCAGAAAGGUUCUCCCCAGAAACUGCCUUCAAAAGAGGGCUUAGUACAGCAGAAAUAAAUGCUGUGGAAGCAAUUCACAGAGCUGUGGAAUUUAACCCUCAUGUUCCAAAGUAUUUACUAGAGAUGAAAAGCUUAGUCCUACCUCCAGAGCAUAUCCUGAAACGAGGGGACAGUGAGGCAGUAGCGUAUGCGUUUUUUCAUCUCCAGCACUGGAAGAGAAUAGAAGGGGCUCUACAUCUGCUGCACUGCACAUGGGAAGGCACAUUUAGGAUGAUCCCGUACCCAUUAGAGAAAGGUCACCUUUUCUACCCCUAUCCAAGUUGCACGGAAACAGCAGACAGAGAACUGUUGCCAACGUUUCACGAAGUCUCCGUUUACCCACAGAAGGAGCUCCCCUUUUUCAUUCAUUUCACAGCAGGCCUGUGUUCCUUUUCGGCAAUGCUUGCACUCCUCACACACCAGUUCCCUGAGCUGAUGGUUGUUUUUGCUAAAGCUGUGCUGCGAGUACUGUGGCCCGUGAGUGCCCCCAGCGUGCUGGCAUCUGGCUGAGCCCCUUCAUCCCCUGUUCUUUUGGAACUCUCCUUUUAUCCUUUGCUGUGGAAACAUUAAGAUCCUCACGUUGUCCAGUCUGUGGCACCAGCUGACUGCAGCGUGCCUCCCAGAGGAUUCGAUUGCAUUGUUCCCAGAGUGUCCUGGCAGCACCUCCAGGCAUGGCUGGCUGGCACCUGGCUGUGGGAGGCAGCGAAGAAAACAGUGCUGUUCAGACAGCUGUCCUUUGUAGGCUGCCUUGUUGGUAAUGGUGCUUCCUUCUUUGUCCGUAGCGUCCAUAAUCAUCUAAGAAAAUAGUUUUUGAGCAGCAACCUUAUUGCUCUCUUCAUCACUUGUACAACGGGAAGGUAAUACGUCUGUAAGAAAGGAGAGAACGUAAGUUGGGCGGAUGUUUUGAGCAUUGACACUUCCUUCUCAGCUGCAGAUGCGCCAGAACUGGCUUUGGUUUAAUUUUGCCUUUCAGUGCAGUUGCAGCUUCUGGUGCUUCAGCAGAGCUUCCAGCCACAGGCCCCGUGGGCAGACGCAAGCAGUGGAGCCAUCGUUCCAGCUUUUGGCAGAACGUAAAGUGAAAACAUGCAAUGUAAAGACUGAGACCCUCUGCCUGCGAACUUCUACGGCCAGCCUCCAUCUGUCACCUUCGUCUUUUUGCAGUCGUUCAGGCUUCAGCUGACAGUCCACGACUCCGCGUGUCACCUUCGCCGGGAGACAGGGAGAGGACUGUGCAGGAGUUGCUCAGCGAGUGUCAGUAGUGCAGUGGGGACAGCGUGCCAGGGCUGCUCGAGGGAAGCACGGAGACACGGAGCAUCCUGAAGGCUUUGCAACACCCUUCCUCUGGCCUUGCAGAAAGGUAAUCCCCCGUUUUCCGGAAAUCCGACAUGGCCAGCCAACAAGUCCUUAGCGUGCAGGAGCCGCUGACCCCGUGGCAUUUGCACUCCAGCUUCAGGAAGCGCUUCACAGCCUGCAGGAGGAGAGGGAGCACGUGGGGCCUGGGAAAUGCUGGCCACGACCGGCGGGAAAGGAGCCCCAGGGACGGGUUCUCUUCGGGAUCGCGGUGCUCUGGACCCUGCCCUGACCCCACGAACCCCAGCCACACUCACCAUCCUCCCGCAGCGGUUGUUGUGCAGGUUCAUCAGCGCCCGCGCGUCCUUCACUUUCUUCUCCUUGGCGUCCACGAAGGCUUUGGCGAAGCGGAUGCCGUAGUUGAUGUUGUCGCUGCAGCCUCCCCAGUCGAACUCCCCGCGCUCGUCCUUGGCGCGACCGCGCUUCAGUGGGUCACAGCCGCAGGACUUGAGCUCCCCUUGGCUGCAGGCGCGCGUGAUGGCGUACACCACCCCGGCCGAGGAGAUGGCGUAGACGAAGGCGGCCUCCCUGCUGCCUGCGGGCACAGAGCGUGCGGGGGAAGAUACGAAGAACUGUCCUCUCCCUCCCCCAGCGUUAUGUUCAACAAGAGGCUCUCACAGCCCCGCACUGGGGCACGGCACGGGCACGCGGCAGCACCUACUUCUCAGCAUCACCCUCCCGAAGACGGUGUGGUCCCGGUCCAGGGUGCUGCAAUUCCAGCGGUGGUGGCGGAACUGGUACUGGCACUCGCGGAUCCACUCCUUGGCUCCCUCCCCGACGGACUGCAUGAUGUCAGGGUACCUCUGGCACAGCUGCCUCUGCUUGUUCACCAGCCCGGGGAUGUUGUCGCAGAUCACCCUCGCUCCCAGCGCCCCGAUGUACCUGCAGGGAGAAGGGCACGGCGUUACUGCGCUGCACGCGGGGCUGCAGGUGCAGGCUCUGGGCCCCCUCCCUGCUGCUGUGGGGCACAGGCACCAACGCAGUGCUCGGGUGGAAGAGGUGUGAGCUUCGCUUGUUGCUGCAGGCCUUGCUCAUGCUGCUAGCACCCGGCUGCGUUUAAGGUCAUGUCCUGAAGAUGGACAGCAGGGCUGGGCUGCGCUGUCUGUCCUGCCUGCACGCUGCCUGCUCCUCUGUGCCGUGCUGGGUGUGCAGCGGGCAGCUUUCCCCACAAACCAGGGCGAUCCCGGCUCUUCCUGCACCCAGCAGCCCUCGGGCCCGCGUGGACAAUGGAGACAUGGUGGAAUUUUCCAUCCCCAUCCCAUGCAGCCCCGUUGCUCUGCCAGCAGCAGGCUGCUCUGUGCCGGGGAGUGAUUUUUGCCACAUACCGCGGAGCUGUGAUUCUGGCUGCAGGGGAAGAGGUUUGGGUGGGAUUCAAAUGUUUCAAACCCCCAGACUGGAAAUAAGACCCUCCCUUUAAUCAUAAUAAAGAGCAAUAAACUUGGGCAAUAUGUCA
Molecule: messenger RNA, 3973 nt
Organism: Numida meleagris (helmeted guineafowl)
Lineage: Eukaryota; Metazoa; Chordata; Aves; Galliformes; Numididae
Gene: ST7L
Product: suppression of tumorigenicity 7 like
Exons: 20
Coding region: 10-1680 (556 amino acids)
Molecular function (GO): protein binding
Source: RefSeq, a predicted model, not a curated record